CCAACUUCUUAUAGCGGAAAUGGCGGCUCAUGAACCCCGAUCACAUCGUCACAUCCCUAUCCCUAUCGUCUUGCUACUACUACUUCGGGUCCGAGGUCCAAGCACGAAGCCAUUUUUGCAUCUCCGCGAGCGACUUGAGAAAGUUGAGGUCGGCUUUGCGGCGUAGGAGGAUGAAGAGGCUGCUCGUUCAUGGCGGGAGGGGGAUCGGUUGCCCCUCCAGGAGCGCGGUGGCAGGUCCGUCUGCCCUGCCCGCGCUCGGCAACAGCGUUCUACUGCCCAGGUACCAAUCGACAGAGAAACACGACGACAGUGACACGCUGGGCGAAAUCGGGGAGAAGGCAAGAACGACGGCGGAGGAGUUCCUGAAGAUGGCCAAGGAGAAGACCGACGACGUCGCCGAGGGCGCAAAGGAGACGGCGCAGGAGACCAAGGAGGCGGUGCUCGGCGAGUCGGACGACGAGAAGGAGAAGUUCAAGCAGCGGGUCGAGCAGGGGAGGUACCAUCAGAAGUGAGUGGCAGCUGCUCCGUCCAAGUCGUUAGCUCUGCAGUUUGUAUGUCAACCACUAGGCUUGGGUUCUGCUAGGUGCUAUGUGUAAUGUUUCUUCCUCCUUCACUUCAGUGGCCUUCAGUACUACAAAUGUGAUCUUGGUGCUAUACAGCUCGCCACUUCCCGCAGAAUAAAUAAUGUUGAGCUUCUGAUGCUUUUUCUU
Messenger RNA from Hordeum vulgare subsp. vulgare (domesticated barley), 710 nucleotides. RefSeq lists its product as uncharacterized. The record is from RefSeq and is a predicted model, not a curated record. The transcript is spliced from 2 exons. Lineage: Eukaryota; Viridiplantae; Streptophyta; Magnoliopsida; Poales; Poaceae. The coding region runs from base 30 to 512 and encodes 160 amino acids.